AUGACUCUUCCUUAUGGUCUCUCUUCGGUUAGGAACCACUCUCUUCUACUCAAGACUUCUCACCUCUGCGUACCUAGAUCAGCUCUCGGUUGCUUCUCUCCCAAGGAUUCUCCUCUCUUCAAGAAGAACAGUGCCCUAUUCCUUUCUCCACAGAAACACACUUCUUUUCCUCUCAAACUCGUCCACCCUUUAGCUAGCUUCUCUUCUUAUGCUGAAGGAGAUGGAGAUCAACAGAUACAGAACUCUCACGACUCUGAUGAAAAAGGUAACGCAGAAGCUGUUGGAGACUUCUCUGGAAUGGCUAAUGCCUUUCACAUUUCAUCCAAAACAGCGAGGGCAAUCACCAUAGUCAUCGCCUUCUCUGCUCUCUCCUUGCCACUCUUCAUGAAAUCCCUGGGACAAGGACUCGCUCUCAAGACCAAGCUCCUCUCUUACGCGACACUACUCUUUGGUUUCUACAUGGCGUGGAACAUUGGAGCUAAUGAUGUGGCCAAUGCCAUGGGGACUUCUGUCGGAUCCGGAGCCCUGACCAUCCGUCAAGCUGUGAUUACUGCUGCGGUUCUUGAGUUCUCAGGUGCUCUUUUGAUGGGAACUCACGUGACUAGCACGAUGCAGAAAGGGAUCCUCAUGGCUAAUGUGUUCCAAGGGAAAGAUAUGUUGCUCUUCGCUGGUCUUCUCUCUUCCUUGGCUGCUGCUGGAACUUGGUUACAGGUGGCUUCUUACUUUGGAUGGCCAGUAUCGACAACUCACUGUAUCGUCGGAUCAAUGGUUGGGUUUGGACUGGUCUACGGUGGAGCUGGUGCGGUUUUCUGGAGUUCUUUAGCUAAAGUGGCUUCAUCUUGGGUCAUCUCUCCUCUAAUGGGAGCUUUAGUCUCCUUUCUUGUCUACAAAUGCAUCAGAAGAUUUGUUUACAGUGCACCAAACCCGGGACAAGCGGCGGCAACAGCAGCUCCUGUCGCCGUGUUCUUAGGCGUCGCCAGCAUUUCUUUCGCCGCGUUUCCUCUGAGCAAGAUCUUCCCUAUAGCUCUAUCCCAAGCCUUAGCCUGUGGAGCAGCAGGAGCCAUAAUCUUCGACAGAAUCAUCCGUGAUAAGCUCGGCCACCUUCUCGCCAAAACCAAACCACUAGACACACCGCAGAACCAGCCCAAAAGCAUUGGUUUCCUCUCCGAGAUCGCAGGUCCUACAGACACUCAGCUCGAGAUAGUCUACGGAGUCUUCGGCUACAUGCAAGUCCUCUCUGCCUGCUUCAUGUCCUUCGCUCACGGAGGCAGCGACGUCUCCAACGCCAUCGGACCUUUAGCCGCCGCGUUGAGCAUCCUCCAAAGAGGAGCCACGGGAGGAGGAGGAGAUAUCGUGAUCCCUAUGGACGUUCUCGCGUGGGGAGGGUUCGGUAUCGUUGCUGGUCUCACCAUGUGGGGAUACAGAGUGAUUGCGACGAUAGGGAAGAAGAUCACUGAGCUUACUCCGACGAGAGGGUUUGCGGCGGAGUUUGCCGCGGCCUCGGUGGUUUUGUUUGCUUCCAAGUUAGGGCUUCCUAUAUCGGCGACUCAUACGCUGGUUGGAGCUGUGAUGGGAGUUGGGUUCGCGAGGGGGCUUAAUAGCGUGAGGGCGGAGACGGUGAAAGAGAUCGUUGCUUCGUGGCUCGUUACGAUUCCUGUCGGAGGUACACUUGCUGUAAUUUACACUUGGGUUUUCACCAAGCUCUUGUCUUUUGUCUUGUGAGUUUAUGUUUUUUUUUUUGGAUCUUUGGUUUUUUGAUACAAAGAACAUGAAACUGAUUUAUUCUACGUUGUUGGCUUCAUUGAAUCGAAUUUAAAAACCCUUAAAAUUA
This is a messenger RNA of Brassica oleracea var. oleracea, 1831 nucleotides long. RefSeq names its product inorganic phosphate transporter 2-1, chloroplastic-like. The transcript has 3 exons. The coding region runs from base 1 to 1722 and encodes 573 amino acids. Gene Ontology annotation, cellular component: membrane. The record is from RefSeq and is a predicted model, not a curated record. Gene Ontology annotation, molecular function: phosphate transmembrane transporter activity. Gene Ontology annotation, biological process: phosphate ion transmembrane transport. NCBI's taxonomy places the organism in Eukaryota, Viridiplantae, Streptophyta, Magnoliopsida, Brassicales, Brassicaceae.